AUGGACCCCGACUUGUUCUCUUUACGUCCAAGCCCUUGCUUCAUCGCCAGGCCCAGCAUCGAGACCAAUUCUUCUCUUCUUUGGCUUGCGUCCCACCUAAGGUACGGUCCUCUGUACGAAGCACUCUAUCUGCACUUCCAUCAAGGACCACCACAAGUACCUUUUCUUUGGCCUGGCCACUUUCUUUCGUCCAACCUCACCGUCCACGGCCGCGGCGCACUGCUUUCACGCCUAGUCCAUCUGGCUAAGAAGUCGACGCCCGUCCUUCUUGGCUCCAAAGCCGAAAUACUGACCCUUUCCCCAAUCCAGCCGAGCACCACAGACAUUCAAGCAUCCUUCACUUGCAACUUUCUCCCAGGUCCAACUUUCCAAGGCCUUGCCGCUUCUUACAGGAACUCGGAAUACAGAGUACGGAGUCGGAGAGAGCACCGCUUCUUUGACGCCCUCACUCUCUAUUUGCACCCCAAGAGAGACACCCCCAACAAGGCAGUCCACAAUCCCGUUCUCCAAGGGACAGGCAAAAGCCAAAAAAACCAAGCAAAACAGUCAGCCAGACCGCCAGCCGAAACCCACGAGUCGAGAGCCGGCACCAUUGCGACACUACCGCCUGAUUUCCAGACGGAUUCUAACCCUGCGGCGGCCACUACUGCUUAUUGCACCCACCGCCAAAAACAGUACAGCCUAACAAACACCAACCCAUUCUUCUAUCCUCCCAGGCUCCCCCUCCCCCCUCGAGGCGCAAAUGUUUACACAACCAGUCGCAUCGCCACCGACCGUGGGCCCCGUGCCGACGUCUGUCACCAAUCCCGCUUCACCCUCAACACGAUCCAGUCGCCUGAGAGGCCUCAGUUAUCUCCGCAGCUACACUCAAAAUCAUAUUUUGUCCCGAGAACAUACCCGCACUCUCAGACCCAAACUCAAACUCAAAAUCAAAACCACCACAGCAGUCGUUCAGGUUCUAGUCGCCCAACCCCCGGUCUGCAGCGUUCGCUCAGCUAUUCGCCUACUUCAACCCCUCGUCGCUCCGACACCGACGCCCAUUUGAACCCUCUGUCGCUCGUCGCCUCACUACAGGAGUCACCAUCAUCGUCAACUUCCUCCGCCAACAGGGCUUCCACCACGCCCUCUUCGCCUGCCAUCGAGCGCCCGCCAGUGGAUGCACUCCCCUCUAUUCUCGACGACGUCAUUGCCAGCGGCAGCACCAGCAGCCACAUACGGCAGCAAUCUGACCAGCAGCCGCAGUCGACCAACGACGCUGAAGCCGCGAACAUGACGAGAGCACGCGCCUCUACCACGGGCGAUGCCCCUGUCGCAGCCACCCCCGCGCCCGAAAAUCUACCUUCGAUCCGAUUUUCUGCCUACUAUGACCCGCGCGCGACACGUCCCAGCCUGACCUUCCCUCCAGUCUCGAGAACGCUGCCCUCGAACGGCGACAUCAUAAGGGUCGGCCGCUACUCUGAGCGGGAUAAUCAGCCUAGCAUCCCCAACAACACCCCUUCGGCCGCGCCCGUUGGGUUCAAGAGCAAAGUUGUCAGCCGCCGUCAUUGCGAAUUUUGGUAUGACGAAGGUAAAUGGUACAUCAAGGAUGUCAAGAGCUCGUCCGGCACCUUCCUCAACCACAUUCGACUUAGCCCUCCGGGAACGGAAUCAAAGCCAUUUCCCGUCAACGAUGGAGACAUUGUGCAGCUCGGCAUAGAUUUCAAAGGCGGCGAGGAAAUGAUCUUCCGCUGCGUCAAGAUGAGGCUAGAGCUGAACAGAGGCUGGCAGAACAAGUUGAACACGUUCAACAUGGCGACGCACAAGCGCUUGCGGAACAUGACUGCAGCCAACUCGGCGAAUUCUUCGACGCAGGACUGCUCAAUUUGUCUCAACUCUAUCGCGCCGUGCCAGUGCUUGUUCGUGGCGCCUUGCUCGCAUACCUGGCACUUCAAGUGCAUCCGGUCUCUACUGAAUUCUCCCCAAUACCCCAUCUUUGUCUGUCCAAACUGCCGUAUGGCUGCCGACCUCGAAGCGGAUAUUGAGGACCCUGAGGAGGAUUGGGAGCAGAUGGAGGAAGAUGAGGAGCCCGAACAAAAACAACAGAAGCAGGAGGAGAAGGAGACUCCUGCGACUGUCCCGACCGCGCCCCUGGCAGCUCCCGCAGCCGUGGUAAGCUCGAGACCUCAGCUCCCCGAAAUUGGCACCGACGAUGAUGCCAUGGACGACUUCACGGUGGCCUUGGACCGCGCCAGAACCGUCGCCGAAGCUCCAGAAGCAGCGCCAAGAACUGUGGCACCCCAUACAUCCAUCCCACCUGUUCCGAUCCCAGCAGUCGGCUUAGCCCAGACAACUGCACCGCGAAGCGUUCGAGAUACACGCACUCCCUCACCCAUUGGUAACCACUUGGUCAACGCUACUGAAGGUCCUAUUACCCCGCGUAAUGAUGCUGGGCCAUGGGUCUUUGACGGUAGUGCAGGGCGUCGUGCUGCCGAGGCAUCGAGUGGAAUGCGAAGCCUUGAUGCUGCCGCCGAGAUGGAAGUUGACCGCACAGGUCAAGUUCUGUCUCCCAGGCAUAGAGUGACGCACCCUCACGGAAACGCAUGCGUCAAAUACGAAGACGGCAAGAGACGGAGAGGAGAAACGCGUUAUAAGUUGCGCAGGAUUCAAGCUAUGGUGUUAUUUCUCGACCCGGUUUACGGAGGCGGGCUCAAUGGAAAGGCUGGCAUUUUCUACUUCAGUUACGACAGCGGCUUCUACAUGAAUCAGGGAGAUUCGCAAGCCAGGAGACGGAUUCAUAGCAUUCUUCUAAUACAGAAAAUUACAACUUCGCAUCUGCCGUAUCUUAAUGGCUUACUAGCCAACCCUCGCCAUCGUGCACCAUCAACCAACGACCGCCAGGGACCACCAUUGAUCGCACAUAAGCCGACCGAUCACCCGGUGUACACAUCAAAGACCUCACACACGAUGCUUCGAUCAUUAGCGACGCGCCUCCCGCGGCGCGCGGUCGCUUCGCCAACCCCCCGUCUUACUACCGGUUUCCGCCCCUCUACCUCUACGCCCUCCUCCCGCCGGGGACUCGCGACGAUCAUCGAAGCCAUCCCUAAAGAGCCGACAGAACUCGAUGCCAUCACUACCCUCCCAAAUGGCCUGCGCGUUGCUUCUGAAGCUUUACCGGGUUCCUUCUCCGGCGUAGGCGUUUACGUUGAUGCUGGCUCCCGGUACGAGGAUGCCGGCCUGCGGGGCGUCAGUCACAUCAUGGACAGGUUGGCCUUUAAGUCAACGGCCAGCCGCAGCGCAGACGACAUGCUCGAGUCGGUCGAGGCCCUCGGCGGCAACAUCCAGUGCGCGAGCUCAAGAGAGAGCAUGAUGUACCAGGCGGCGACGUUCAACGGCGCCGUGCCGACAACGAUUGGGCUGCUCGCCGAAACGAUUCGCGACCCGAAGCUCACUGAGGACGAAGUGCUCGAACAGCUCGGCACCGCAGAGUACGAGAUCAAGGAGAUUUGGAGCAAGCCGGAGCUUAUUCUGCCCGAACUCGUCCAUACGGCAGCCUUCAAGGACAACACCCUCGGCAACCCCCUGCUGUGCCCGGAGGAGCGCCUCGGCAGCAUCUCGAGGGAGACAAUCAAGCGGUACAGAGAUUUGUUCUACCGUCCUGAGCGUAUUGUCGUUGCGUUUGCGGGUGUCGAGCACACAGAGGCGGUCAAGUUGGCGGAGCACUACUUUGGCGACAUGCAGCCCUCCUACCAAGAACCCACGCUCUCAAGGACAGGCUCAGAGACCUCCAUCGGCUCCGCGGCCUCAGAAUCUACAGACGCUUCCGCCUCCACCUCAGCCUCUUCCUCCCCCGUCCAACAACCUUCAAAACUCCUUUCCAAAGUACCCUUCUUCAAGAACCUCUCCACUUCGGCACCAACCAAUGCCUCCGUCCAGAUCGGCAGCGCAUCGCAGCUCUACGGCAUCAACUCACCAGCCCACUACACCGGCGGCUUCCUCUCCCUCCCGCCCCAACCCCCGUCCCUGAACCCGAACCUCCCGACCUUCACCCACAUCCACCUCGCCUUCGAGGGUCUACCCAUCUCCUCAGACGACAUCUACGCCCUCGCGACCCUGCAGACCCUCCUCGGCGGCGGCGGUUCCUUCUCCGCCGGCGGCCCUGGAAAGGGAAUGUACUCCCGCCUCUACACAAACGUCCUCAACCAGCACGGCUGGGUGGAAUCCUGCGUCGCCUUCAACCACUCCUACACCGACUCCGGCCUCUUUGGCAUCUCCGCCAGCUGCAUCCCCGGCCGCACGGCGAGCAUGCUCGACGUCAUGUGCCGCGAGCUCCGCGCCCUCACCCUCGACACGGGCUUCUCCGCCCUCAUGGCAGCGGAAGUCAACCGCGCCAAGAACCAGCUCCGCUCGAGCCUGCUCAUGAAUCUCGAGAGCCGUAUGGUGGAGCUCGAGGAUCUCGGCAGGCAGGUGCAGGUCCACGGGCGCAAGAUCCCCGUCACGGACAUGUGUCGCAAGAUUGAGGCGUUGACGGUCGAGGACCUCCGGCGCGUGGCGCGUAUUGUCGUCGGCGGGCUGGUCGAGAACCCCGGCAAGGGCAGCGGUGCGCCGACGGUCGUGUUGCAGGAGGCGCAGGCGCAUGGUGUCAGUACGCAUACUAUCGAGUGGGAGGCGAUUCAGAAUACGAUUUACGAUUGGCAGUUGGGCAAGCGGUAA
Messenger RNA from Colletotrichum lupini, 4689 nucleotides. RefSeq names its product insulinase. The transcript is spliced from 14 exons. Lineage: Eukaryota; Fungi; Ascomycota; Sordariomycetes; Glomerellales; Glomerellaceae. Gene Ontology annotation, molecular function: metal ion binding; protein binding; metalloendopeptidase activity. The record is from RefSeq and is a predicted model, not a curated record. The coding region runs from base 1 to 4689 and encodes 1562 amino acids. Gene Ontology annotation, cellular component: mitochondrion.